ACGUUUCAGGGCAGGUGUGCUUCAAAAAUUGAAUGCCUUUCGGUUCUGUGAUUACCUUCCUAAUAUCCUAUCAACAUGCACAUCACUUGAAAGCUUUUAUCAUGCUUUCGAAUGUUUGAUCGUGCUAAUGAGUAAAAACGGUUUGACAUUACUCUUCAAAUAGAACCUUUGAUCAAAAGGCUGAUAUAUGAUGGCAUGAUAAAAAUGGUCUGACUAUCCUCUUGACUAUUAGAUGCGUUUACAACGGAACACAGUAGAUAUUCGAUAUUGCACUUCAAUUAGAAGCUUUUAUCGUAAAUUGGGAAAUUGGAAUAUAAGAAGCUUUGAUCGUGCCAUUCGAACAGAAGGAUUAGAGUCACAUUCUCUUUCUUAUACAUCGAGAAUGAUCGAUAAUUUCACUCGCAGACAGCAACCUUUUUAGAAGAGUAACUAAGUAUAUGGSUCGACAAAAUGAUUAUGACUUUUAAACCACAAGGCCCACAAGAAAAAACUAAUGACAAGCCUAACCAAUGCACGGCAAUUGAACCUUGGGGGCUCAGUCGUUUGUUAAACGGAAGCACUUUACUUUUUGAGAAUAUUGACGACUUCAAAAGGAUUUCUACCUCACCUAAACACAUUCACUAUAUAAAAGCCUUCCCUGGGCGUGAACAAGCUACAAGGUUCCUAACUAUAUUUAAUUAGCGAGGAAACUGGAGGGUGAUUGAUUUUGAUUUUCAACGAGUUAGAUCAUGCGUGUAACUAAAGCAUGCCGCACAACGGUGAGUGAGAUUCCACUGGAGCACUUUUCUCACUGCCUCGCGAGGCAAUUUUGCCAAUGAAAUACGGUGUUCAUAACACAUCACGAGACAGUGAGAACCUCACCGCGUGUGGUGUGCUUAAGUGACCAGGAAAAAUGAACAACUCCACGUCUGCAGGAGAUACAACCGGUAGAAGAGAUGUAUAUGUUGGGUUCACUGUAGUGAUAUUCAUCUUCGGAUUGCUGGGCAAUACUCUAGUUAUUGCAGUAUUGGGGAAGAAGAAGAAACGAUCUAUCCAUGAGAUGUUUGUCCUAAAUCUAGCCCUUGCAGACGGUCUAUUUCUUCUGCUAAGAUUACCGCUUUAUGUUUAUGAAAAGUACUUGACGAUUUACAAGACUGACGCUUAUUGCCGUAUAAUGAUUCUUCUCCACACCAUCUUUUACUUCAUAAGUAUAUUUACAAUUACCGCAAUGGCGAUAUAUCGUUGUUAUGUCAUCGUCAACCCSUAUAACCGGACUAAAUUAACACCCAAGACUGGUUAUAGGAUCAUUGGUUUUGUAUGGUUCGCGUCCUUCAUCAUAGUUUUGCCGAUAGCAGUCGUUAGCGUGUCAAAAGGAACUGAAUGCGAUGAAAAAUGGUUCCACUCAAGUCACGCGGAUAUUUACACCGCUGCCCUGUUUGUACUGCAGUUUCUUCUACCGUUGAGCAUCAUAGCAGUAGCUUACAUCAAGAUUGGUGUCUUCCUUGUUCUGCACAAAGCACCCCAGUCAUCGCCUGGGAAAAAUUCCAAGCGCGAGAAAAGACGCAAAGAAAACAAGCAGGUCAUUAUGACUCUGGCCGUUAUUGUAAUAUUGUUCACAAUCUGUCUACUUCCUGGACAAAUUGCGUGGAUGGUUGAUGCCUUUGGUAGUCCAGACAGAGAGAAGAUUAAUGUUGUAUAUGACGCUUCGAUCAUUUUAGAUUUCAUCCACGCAUGCGUUAACCCCGUUAUCUACGCUCUUCUAACGGACAGUUAUCGUAAGGGUUAUAARGAUGUUAUAACCAAAGUUAUCAGCUGUGGAAGGGCCUCCAUCACUCCAGAUCUCGAAAGCUCAAUAAACAUGCAUCCUGAUCAUGGAAGUAACGAGAAUGAGAACAAGCCCACUGCGCAAGUCACAGUUGAUGAAAAUAUAAACAGAUCGUCUGCCUAUAACGUGCCUAGUUCCUCACAGCUCGAUUACAAGUUUUAAUCCAAUCAGAUCUCAUGCCUAACAGGAGGACAGUAACAGAUACAGAGAUAGGCGUCCAUGAGUGCAUAUCUCUAUUUCUAAAACACGUUUAUUGUCACUUCGAGGGGACGCCAUUGGAAUCCGCAAAAACCGUUCYUUCUCAUUUACGAUUUCAGCGGUCUGAAUUGUCUCUUUUCUCUGAACUGCCCCUUCCGAUUGCCUCAAUGGAUAUAAUUGUUAGAUUAGCUCAGGCCUAAGGCCCCUAAGCGUCAUGAAUGCAAGUAGCGUAUACAAAGAAAAACACUAAAAUCAAAACAAAUGUGUAUUGUAAAUAUGAACUUAAUCGUGUUACCUCUGAUAUGAUUGACUGCUUAACUUUAUACCUUAUAACAAGCUGAUUUAUUGAAUUAUWCCGAACAAAAUCAAAAAUAACAAUWWAUAUUCUUAUUAGUAAAGAGAAAGUAGUUUUUUUCCCCCAUAAAACUGACUUAACUAACCGCCGAAUAGAUAUUUUGCUCAAUUUUACCGGUGAGAAGUGAAUGAACACAGAGGAGAGCUUUACACAAGUUAAACUGUGAACGCGUUAUCCCUUCAUUGGGAUAAAGAAAKAUACAGAGAUAGAGUUAUCACGAAGUUUAAGAGCAAAAAUCCAAAAAUAUGACUUUAAUCAAAGAAGUAAUUUUAAAUUUACAUCUUUUCAAAGAUUAAUUUUKUAAGGAUUUUGGUUUGCGGACAAGUACAUUUAAUUUAAGGAGGCACUAAAAAUCAUUCACUUUUGAUCCGAUUAACGCCAAAGUUCUUGAUUUUGUGAUGUACGUACAUUGUGGUGAUUUUUCUAUUUUGUUGCUAUGGAAACASAGUCACGUGACAACACGGCCKCCAUUUUUAUGUAAAAAAAGUAGAAAAAAUAUUUAGCGAUCUUGGCUAGCUAAGGGAAUCGUACACAGUUCCCCGCUGUAUUAAGUCAAGAUAUAGACUAGAUGUGGAUUAAUGAAUAGAUUCGCUGAAGAAUCAAUCGACGAGUUUAAAAAACAUUAUUUUUCACCCAGAGCUGUUUCUCAGUGAAAAACAAAAUAGCAAUAGCUGGCUUUAGGCAGAUUGCUUCCGAUCCUUAGGUUUUCUUUGUAAUGUAGUGAUGUAGGUCUGUAUUARGGAUAAGUAAACAAAAUCAUGACAAUUAAACAUCUGUUUCUUAUGUCUAUUGUCGCACUAAGAAUAGUAUAUUGAUAGCACAAACCAGUUCUUUUGUGAACGACGCUACAUAAUAGGAAACGAUGUUGUUAAAACGAUUGACAAUAAGUAAACAAAGCUUUUAAAAGCUAUUUUUGAUAGUGUACUAGCAGUAAACACAUUGAUUUGCACGUGUGACGUCAUA
Messenger RNA from Exaiptasia diaphana, 3320 nucleotides. Its product is annotated as somatostatin receptor type 2. Lineage: Eukaryota; Metazoa; Cnidaria; Anthozoa; Actiniaria; Aiptasiidae. The coding region runs from base 893 to 1966 and encodes 357 amino acids. Gene Ontology annotation, biological process: G protein-coupled receptor signaling pathway; quorum sensing. The transcript has 2 exons. Gene Ontology annotation, molecular function: G protein-coupled receptor activity; peptidase activity. Gene Ontology annotation, cellular component: membrane. The record is from RefSeq and is a predicted model, not a curated record.